Molecule: messenger RNA, 6898 nt
Organism: Aplysia californica (California sea hare)
Lineage: Eukaryota; Metazoa; Mollusca; Gastropoda; Aplysiida; Aplysiidae
Product: 5'-AMP-activated protein kinase subunit gamma-2
Source: RefSeq, a predicted model, not a curated record
GUGGUGGUCGUGGUUAUUGUUGUUUCGCAAACGGUUUACGCCUCCGCCAAUCCAGCUGGCAGACUUAUGACCCUGCCUAUCAAGCCAACCAGGGUUACUUGGGUACUUCUUCUCCUUCUUCUUCAGGUGUCAGGUCUGGAGCUGGCACACCAUUCCUUCCUGUUGACUUUCUAUAAGAUCAGCUUGGUUUUUUCUUUUUGUGUGAUUCGUUGCAGCAAAGUUGUUCACACCAUCUGUGUAUGUAGUUCUUUGUCUACGUCUGCUUUUCUUUCCCUCUAUCUUUCCACACAUUUAUUUACGUGGCCAAAGAAUCUCAAUCGUCUAUUUCUGAUUGUUCUGAUUAUGGAUCUUUCACACCUUGCCAUUUGGAGAGCUUCUCUAUUUGCUUUCUUUUAAGUACUUGGGAUACAUACCAGCUGAAAGACGGAAAUGUUCAACAGAAUAAGACACAUGUGCCCGUAUUGGGCUAACAAUGCUUUUAGAGACUGAAAAUAGACUCACAAUGUUGUUGUUGUUGUAACAGCGUAGGUAUAGCGAAAGGGUUAAUUGGUAAACAUCCUUUCAGUUGACGAGGGAAGCGCGCGCGCUGUCAGGAUGAACGCAUCGCCAUCACUUCAAUACCCGCGCCACACGCUCUCCUCACUUAGCGCUCACUUCACCUAGAGGACGCGAUACCUGACUGCAGACUCCAAUACCAUUAGAGAUACCCAACAAAAACAAGUAGAAAGUAUAGUUGCACUAUAUCGAUACAACUAAACGACUGUGUGAUAGGACAGGGAAUAAUUUCCGAAAUUACUUCGCAGUUUUCCAAAUGGUUCGUGGUGCGGUAGUAGCAGCAAAGCGUGCGUGUGUCUGUUGAAGGAUAAUGUUACGAUAAAACUGUUUCGUCAUCAUGAACGACUGGUGGUAUACGCGCCUACUUCUUCUGUUGCAGAGAUUUGAUAGUGUUUACGUGCUAACCUGCACUCAGUCACACAUCUAGACCUCUUUCGAAUACAGCGACUUGGCUUGUGAUACCACUUGUGUUUGCAGCAACCGCCUUUAGUGUGUGUAUGUGCGCGCGCGCGUAUGUGUCCGUGUCUGUGAUUGUUUCUGUUCCAGGAGUCAAAGUGAAUAUUUCUAGAAAGGAAUAAAAAGCCUGGGAUGGUUGGAGCUGUUAAGUGAUUUCAGCUGCUUUACCGUCAACACUGGAUUCCCGGGACUUAGUUCAGUUGCUAGUACACACAGCAGAUGAAUUCUGCACUGGUGGUGGGGGAUUCUGAAACGAUUUUUGUGUCAGGGUGAAUCUUCUACUUUUAACACUACUGUCACGAUAUCCUAAUAAAUAUUCUCUACGGUUAGUUGAUAGAUAGAUAUUGUUUUCUCGCAACGCAGUGUUGGAUGGUGACGGUAAAGAGUUCGUUCUUUACUUCAUAGUGGGAUUUUUGCACUUGUUCAACUGCUUGAUCAUCAGCAGAAUAGACGUUUCUCUGUUUCGGUGAGAUUUUUUGGACACUAUUUCUGGAUUACUUCAUCAUUCAAGUCAGUGUAGCCGGUGCUUUGUUUGAGUGAUUCUCGCCAACCUCUAACUCUGUAGCUGGAGUCAAUGAGGCUUUUGCGCAUGGAUUACAAUCUCCGCUAGCAGUCAGUGGUGAGGUUUAUACGACAGCGUUGAUGGGAGGUGUGAGGUCAAGCCUCCUGAGUUGAAUGUCCCGGGUUCGAGUCUGAGGAGAGAGAGAGAGAGCGCGCCGUUGUAUCAGGUGUUGUGUGUUCACAUCCCGACCCGAGGAUGAGUCAGAAUUGGCGCGGGCGGCGUAAAUCUUACGCCAUGGGUCAGUACCCGGCCCCGCCCCUCUACAGCAUACCGGACACUGACCAGGCUGUGGACUUCGACCAGGAGCAGAUUCUGAUGAAGCGACAUGCCAACAGGAGGGGCUCGCUGCCCGUCAAACCUGGGGAUCUCAGUGCCUUCGCCAUGCCGCUGAUCGACUCUGAGGGCGGUGAGACCAUGGCUGACGGCAGCGAACAUGUGGGCCGACCCCGGUCUUCCUCUGGCUCCAGCGCCCUCAAGGGCCUGCUGGGCGGGAAAUCCAAGGCCCGGAACAAGUCCUCCGAGCGAGAGGACAAAGACAAAAAAGACAAGGACAAAGACAAGAAGAAGGGUUUCUUCGAGUCGUUCCGCCCGCGCUCGAAAUCCGACGUGUCCGGCCUGAAGCGACCCGGGAAGAAACCCGCCAUCCAGAUGGAUCAUUCGGUGGACGAGAGUGCCCUUCAGGCCAACCACAGGUCCUAUGCCGGCGGCUCGCAGGAGGUGCUCACGCCCAUGGGCCAGAUCCUGGAGGGCCAGAUGCUGAACGUGCCCGGGGAGGACCGCCAGCGCCAUAAGUCUGGCCCCCAGGGUCUCAAGGACGCCAGCGCGGGUCUGCUGAGCAAGUUCCGGGCCAGGUCCAACUCGGACUCCAAGCCCAAGUCUCCGAGAAGGCCGCUCACCUCACAGAAAAGUUUAAGUCCGCCCAGCAGCCCCCGUGCCGACCGCUCAGGAUACGAGAACGAAGAUCAAGUGUACGCCAAGUUCAUGAGAGCCCACAAAUGCUAUGACCUCAUCCCCACCAGUGCCAAGCUCGUCAUUUUUGAUACACAGUUAAACGUAAGAAUGCUGACCAUUACAGACUUCAUCAACAUCCUCAAAAGAUAUUACAAGUCUCCAGUGGCACGCAUGGAUGAGCUGGAGGACCACAGAAUUGUCAACUGGAGAGAAGUGUUGAAGGAGCAGCAGAGACCAUUUGUGAGCAUAGGUCCCGACGCGAGUCUGUUUGACGCAGUCAAGAAGCUGGUUGAGAGCCACGUGCAUCGCCUGCCAGUGAUUGACGAGACGACCGGCAAUGCCAUCUACAUCCUCACACACAAACGCAUCCUGCGCUUCCUGCACCUAUAUAUAAAAGAACUACCCAGGCCUUCUUUCAUGACAAAAUCAAUCAAAGAAUUGGAAAUUGGAACCUUCAGUAAUGUGAUCACUGCAACCUUAGAGACCCCGUUGAUCCAGGCACUGACCUUGUUUGUGGACCACCGGAUAUCAGCAUUACCCGUCGUUGACACGAGCUCAGGGCAGGUCGUCAACAUCUACGCCAAGUUUGAUGUCAUUAACUUGGCAGCAGACAAAAGCUACAAUAACCUGGAGAUCUCACUAGGGGAAGCUCUCAAGCGACGCACAACAGUCAAUAAUGAGCAGGCCGAUGUGGUAGCCAAGUGUCGGCCCACUGACACACUGCAGAUGGUCAUGGAGAAAAUUGUAAAAGCUGAGGUUCACCGAUUGGUGGUCACUGACGAGAACGAUGGAGUCAAGGGAAUUGUUUCCUUGUCUGACCUGCUCAACUAUAUCAUCGUGCGGCCAAUGACCGAGGUGACGAAGAGCCCGGAGGAGGAGGAGGCCAUGGCUCAGAGUGCAGCUGAAGGACCCCCGCUUUCCUCCUGAUGUUCUACACAAUGCUGGCUGUGAUGAUGGUGUUUAAACUUUGGGGAGCACAAGCUGGAGAGGCAGGACUGGAUUACUAGGGAUUUCUAGUCCGCGCUGUAUUGAAGUUAUGUGAAAGAGUUGUAGAUGGAUGUUGGAGGGCUGAAAGGAGAUUUUAACAAAUACACAGCGAGGAAAACAAGGGCUCGCUGGACGGUCAUUUUUGUGAUCUCAUCUCCAGGACGUUGGCUGGUGGUUGGAGAUAAUUUCUUCUGUGUACACACUUUUUUGUGGGGCUGGGAGUGUAGGAGACAUCCUGGUUAAUGUAUUGGUUUAGAUGACGGGGUUGUGAUCUCAUGUUUGGCUGCUGGCUGCUGACAGAGUGGACUUGAGAAUUUGGUUAAGGUGUGCAGAUGUGCGCGUAUGACGGAACAGUUGUCUGGGAUGGCUAUCAACAGGCAAGCAAGCAGCCUGUGUGCUAUGAACUGUUUGCUUCUACACAAAGGAGAAACUCAGUUUGUACAUGCAGGUAUUCGCACAGGAAAUAUUCCCCUCAGACUGCCUCUGCAUUCUGCUGAUUGUGUGGAUGUCUUGACAAAUUUGUCGACGUCAUAAUCUCAUUUAAGGCAUGCUGGGAUUGGUGAUUAACAAAUGUUAAGACUACUUGGUUGCCCACCCUGUUUUGUCUGUGGCAAAUUUGUACCCGAAAGAGGGAAAAUGGCUCCUUAAUGAUUUCUUUUUUUUUUUUUUUAAAUUUGUAACUCGUGACCCUGACUAAAGAGAAACGGUUAGGGUUCAGGGGUGGUUGGGGUCAUGUGUAGAGAGACCCCACAAGAGAUGAGAUGAAAUUACUGUAAUUGGGUGAGCGGACAAUGCGAAUUUUCGAAGAAUGAUGCUGCCUUGUAUAUCAAAAUCAUUAAGAGAACUAGCAGUUUUCAGUGAAUUUCAGUGUAUUGAAUGACAUGUCGGCAUGACUUCAAUAAUCCGCAUUGUGUGCACUUCCUGUAUCUGUUUUGCUAAAGUGAUGAGACGGACGUGUAGUUCACUUUUGAUAUGCAAAUAUAUGUGUGUAUGAAAGGCAAUACAUGCUUCUUAAUAAAUGCAAAAGUAAAAGUAGUGAUAUCACUCUUUAAAUUGUCUGGAUAGAGGCGGAAGUUUGCUCACUGGACAAAUGUUUGAAUUUUGUAUUUGUUUCCUGCUUGUGUCUGUAGGUGUGUAUGUGUGUGUGAUUUUGCUGCAACUGCAGUGUACAGUUUGUCUUUUUUUGAGAGAGCAGAUGGUGAGGAAAAAAACAAAAGAGAAUCUGUAAUCCUGAGUCUUUGCAUUUAUUGCAUUCAUGUCUAUACAGUCUGUUGCCAGCCUGUCUUUUCUGGUUGAGGCUUAUUGAGCUGGAUCAUGGUGGCUUGUCUUAGCAGAGGGCAGCUGAUGUCUUCUGGACUUAACACGAAUGUUAUUGGCUCUCUUCUGUCCCUGGACUUUGCUUGGCUUUUGAAAACAUCUUAACAUAAAUUCAUUCUACAUUUUAAAUCUUAUUUGUGUAAGGAACUGGGAGACAUUGCAUUUUUUAAAAAUUGGCUGAUGAUGAAAUUGUACUCUAAUGGAUAUGGACUUGAUACUUUGAUUUACUUUGAUUUCUUUUGUUUUUCCCUCCUACCUACCUCUCUCUUUGUUUCUUUUCCCAAGAGCUGUCCAAGGUGACUAGUUGCUGACUUGGCAAAGCAUAAUUUGUUAAAGAGAGGGAAGGGCACAGGAAACAAUCAGCUGUUGUUACUACAUGUGUUGGUCUAAUAAGUAAAGCCAAGUUUGUGGGUGACGCAAUUUCAAGUUCCUUGAUACUUGUAAGUUACCUAUUUUUAGAAAAGAAAAAAAAAAAACACAAAAAAAACCCCCUUUUUUCUCUUGAUUCAGUUAGUGCUGGUAUUUUUGGAAGCCGGUCUAAAUAUAAAGUUUCCACUUUGUUUUUGGAUGGUCCAUGAACAAAAAAGAUGAAAAAAGCUGAAUGACUUUCGAUAGUCAUAGAAAGCUUGUUUGAUCUUUUGUCUGAUCUGUCUAUGGACUCAACAGGAAUGUUGAGAAACAGUGUCAUCCCUUAUGGAUUUGUGUGUAGUCUGUAUUUGACCUGAGUGCGGUUAAUGCAAGGCCUGUGUGAUUUCUAAAUGUCUGGACAUAGUUAUGCUUGUUGAGAGGAGGGAGAAAAAGAGUUCCUCUCUGUGGGUCUCUCAACACAUUGAUACGCAGUGCCAAAAUUCCCCUCCUCCUUGUACUCACGAGCAGAUAUAUAGCUCCAACUGAUCAUAGAAUAUAAACUAGUUUGUUACAUUUAUUAUCGACUUUGUACAGUGCAUAAACUUGUGUUGGAACCAGAUUGUAUUUAGGUGGUGGCAGAUCUCAUGUGCUGUUGUGUAUGUGAGAGAGUGAGUGUGCGGAAGGCACAGCUGUUGAGGAGACCUGUAGUUCAAGUAUAUAUGCAUAUAUAUAUAUAUAUAUUAUGAUGGGAUAGGAAGAAUGAGAAAUGUUGCCUGCUGUUGAUAACCAUAUGUCCCAUUCCAUGAUGCUCUUUUGCUGUAAAAAGUUUCUAGACUGCUUUAUCAAAUGACUUUAGACUGCUCUAUGAAAUGACUUCACACUCUUUGACAGGCUGAUUUCACUUGGGUUGAUGUUGCUGGUGGGCUGUCUGUGCUUUUGAAUGCUGUUUUGCCCCAGAACACUCUUGUUUGUAUUGAAAAUGGGUGAUGUAUCAGGUCAACUGCUCAGGCUAAGGCUUUGUCAUUUAUGUCACUUUUCAGAAAGGCGUAUUGGUAAAGUCUUACACUAAGCAGUUUGAAAAAAGCAUUACCAAGAGCUUACGCACAAUGAAAGCUGAGAUGCUAGUCACUGCCUUGUUUCCUGUCUGUCUCCAGAAGUAGAUACUGGGAAAAGGGUGGUUCUGUGGGCACCUCCUGGCAGUAUGUAUAGUUUAGUUACACAACAAUGAGGACACUGCUCUACUGUUGACUUUAUGGCAACUAAGCUCUGGGACUGGUACAGAACAAAAAGACUAUUUUAGUUACAAGUUUUCACUUCAGAUUGUAGUGCACCUGGGGUUCUUGCUGUCAAGAAACAGGAGCAAGCAGAGAUGACAAAAUUCAGAACUCUGAGAAAAAAAGAAGAAAAAAAGAAAUGUAAAAGAUGAAAAUUGUUAAGUUGAAAGCAAGGAGACUUUUGGUAAUGAUGAACUGAGGAGAGACGAAACGUUUCACCCUGAGAAAUGCAGAAAUGCCAAAUCUCUCAAGGCGUCUCGAGCCUUUGUGAUCAGUGUGAUUCUUACAUUGACAUCGAGCAAAUGUCUUUGCAAAGUAGAAAACACAAAGGAAAGAAGAAAAGUCCAAGGAAAACCUGGGGGAAGAUCAGUUUGGAUGAAUGGAACAUGAAGUUGAAGAGUCAACACAAUGAUCACAUGUUGUUGAAGUCGAUGGAAAUGAAUAAAAA